Talaromyces rugulosus is the source of this 2058-nucleotide messenger RNA. RefSeq lists its product as uncharacterized. The coding region runs from base 1 to 2058 and encodes 685 amino acids. Lineage: Eukaryota; Fungi; Ascomycota; Eurotiomycetes; Eurotiales; Trichocomaceae. The transcript has 2 exons. The record is from RefSeq and is a predicted model, not a curated record.
AUGGCUCCCCGUAGGUCAGCCCGCUUGAGAGGCAGCAGCACUCCCGUCACCGAGGAUCAGUUUCCUGUCCCUCCAAGCACGACUCCCCCCAGACUCGCUUCUGUUGUCGAACACAGCGAGACCCCACCCACGAAUUCACUUCCACACAACCAUGCCACAUUAACCACCACGCCACAAAGUCCUUCUACCAGGAAGAAGUCGACCCCGUCUUCCAACAACAAAAAAAACAUGAAAACACCAACAACUGCGGGUAGCAUGCGUCCUGCGGCGGAGGAGAUGCAUCCCAGCAAGGCACACCAGAGCACCACCAAGCAACCAGAUUCUGGUCUUGUCCUUGGCUUCAACCCUGUUAAAAGAGACUCGGCUGGAAAAGCUAUCAAAGAAAACGCGGCUACCAACACACCAUCCAAGGUCAUAACAUCUCCGCCUAGCAAGCUGGAUAGCGCCUCCAAGUUCGACUUUAGGUUCUCCACCGAUGACUCCAAGUUGAGCGACGAGGCGCGAAAGCUCAUGGUUAGUGUUCGCGAGGAUGUUGCAAGAAUCAAAGCACAGAUGGUUCUAGAAAAGGGUGAGCAACAGCGCAAGGACCAAGACACUGUGGAUGGUAGAAAAAUUGCCCAGCCCAAGGGCAAGGCAGGCCGUUUUAGCGAUGCCCAUAUGACUGAGUUUAAGAAGAUGGACUCGAUUGCGGGACACCCCUCUGCUUUCAGAGCACAGCCAGGCCGUUUCCAACCUGUCGAGAAGUCCUUGAAACGCAAGAGCUCCAAGGCUUGCUUGGACGAGCCAGAGCAGAAGCCUUCACCUUCGAAGGUGCCUUUGGGAGGGACCAAGCGUGUGAAGCGAUUCGAUGGACCGGAUACCUCUACGGUUCGCCCACCGGCAGAGAUUGCUACUCCGAAGAAGACAGUCCCCCAUUCUUCCAGACCACCGAUUCGCAACAACUCGCUCAUGACUCCUACCAAAUCCUCGGUUGCGCGUUUCGCCUCUGCAAGAUCGUCCAAAACUUCAAUGAUCCCUUCUCUGAAUCGUUCGCCAGCAUCGCGUCUUACAGCACCUCGCACCCCGAAAACAGACUUCAAUCCUAGGCUCAAGAAAUCAUUGCCAAGCCUUGGCAAUCUGAAGUCGAUUUUGAAACGUCGCCAGCCGCUCUUUUCAACUGACCCGUCAAAGGUCGCUUCUGGAACGCACCUGGCAGCUCCUUCUUUCAACCCUGACAUCAAUUUGAAAGAUUUCCCGACUGCAUCUUUUGGUGCUGAUAGUCAGACUCCUUCUCCCAAGAAGCGAGUUGAUUUCACCUCGAGCACUAAGUCUCGCUACGAAAUCCCGCAGCCGUCUCCAUCGCCAUCUAAAAUCCUUGCACCUCGUGGUGAUGCUGCCUCGUCCGACGUCGUCUACCCGACUUUGCCAUCACUUACACCAGAUAGCACAAAGGCUGACACGCCCACUAUUCGACGUGUGAGGGACUCAGCCAAUCCUGCCCAGCCCACCAGCCCACUCGCCAAUUUCCCCAGCACAUCUCAUGGAAUUUCGAACAAGAAGCGCCAUAAUGACAAUGGUAGUCCUAGACCUUCUGAGAAAGUUUUGAAGCCACCUGCUACUCUCUCAGGACUGACCAACGAGUCCCACAACAUGUUGGCCGUGCCUCAUGGGAUUAAGAACAAGAAGCGUCAGCGCGAGGAAGAUGGUGACUGGGAUGUUCCCUCAAAGGAGAUUUCUAGAUCCGAUUUCUUUAAUUCAGUCAAGAAAAGUCCAUCCACUGCCCUCCUCGCCGUGCCUCAUGGAAUUAACCACAAGAAGCGUCAGCGUGUAGAUGACGAUGUCGAGACCGAAAACAUCCCACCGGCCACAACUCCCACAGAUGAGCAGCGAAGCGUCAAACGGCUCAAGGCUAGUCCCAUCAAGAUGAACCCUGUUAGCCCGAGUCCACUCAAGUCUCGCGGGGUUACACCUAGACGCAUGGCUGGUAGCCGGGUCGGUACUCCCAACACCGCUUCGAAGAAGGGCGUUCUUAGCUUGAGCCGCUUGAACAUGCUUUCGAAGCCAAAGCCUCGCAGUUGA